ACUACACGACUUAUUAUAGGUUAGCAACACUAUAUAUGUGAAAAAGGAGUCAACUAUGAUGUGCCGACGAUCGUGACAGCUCGACUAUUUUUUUUCUACCGCUGCACACUGAAUUAGUUACCGUGAGCGGUGGACGUGUGCACAAUCGGAAUAACUCUAUUUUUCUCGGUGAUAAAAUUCAAGUGUCGCCGAGGCACAAUAAUCACGACGAAGUUUCAUACCGUAAGAGUCGUCAAAAUAUUGACACAGUUGGCUGGAUGACACCAAAGUAAAUUGUGUUCGACGAUAUCUCGCUACCCUACUGUGUUUGAGGCAGCAGAAAGGAUAUUGGAUGAAAUAUGCUACUGAGAAGUACAAGGUUAAUUUGUCAGAAAAGUAUAUGUCAUCUUGAAAGAUCAACCAAAUAGAAUAAGUUAAUUUAUUAUUGAUUAAUUCUAAGAUCAAACAAUUGAAUGUUUUGAAGAAGUAUAUUACUAUUAAAACUAGUUUAUUGUUAGUGUUUAGUGUCUAGUCAAAGUGCUCUUUCAUGAUAGUUACUUGUUGUAUAGAAUUGUUUCAACAUGGUCAAAGUAACUAAUUUAAAAAUCAAAUUAUUAGCUUUAGUGUUUGCUAUAAUAUUCUGUUUACAAAUUUUCAAACUAUGGUCAUUUUACCAUGAAAAAGUAGAAGCAGAAAGAGUAUAUGAAAGGAUCAAGACGCAGAAAGUUCUUGUGAAGGUUUAUUAUGAAGCUUUGUGCUCAGAUUCAAGAAACUUUAUUAUUAAGCAAUUGCUUCCAACUUAUAACACAAUUGAAAAUUACAUGGAUGUACAGUUAAUUCCCUACGGUAAAGCAGAAACAAUUGUUACCAAUGACGAUUAUGUGUUCAAGUGUCAACACGGAGAGCCCGAAUGCCAAGCUAAUAUAAUUCAUGCCUGCUCAAUUCAUUUUGUCCACGAUCCCAGAAAGCAGUUGGAACUGAUAUCAUGCAUGAUCAAAAACAACAUGUAUCCAAUGUCCAUUCUGAAGAGUUGCGCCGAACACAUGAAAGAAUACAAGGCCAUAUUGGACUGCUCGAUUUCAAUAGAAGGUAGAAGAUUGCUGAUGAAGUACGGAGAGAUGACAAAUGAAUUGAGUCCCAAGGUUGACUUUAUACCUACAAUUACUCUCGAUAACGAUCACGACAAUCAAAUUCUCAUAUUGAAAAAUUUGAUGAGACAAGUUUGUCAGAGAAUUAAGGAGCCGCCAAGAGAGUGCGUGAGCUAAAGAUUUUCACUCCAACAUUCCACUGUAACUUCCUCAGAAAACCGAUCCAUUUUUAUAUUUUUUUAAUGAUCUACUUUUGUUUUUCUUCGAGUUGUCAAUGUAAUAAGUAAUUUUUACUUUUAUAUGAAAAAAAAAAAUCCUUGAUCAAGGUAAUCGCCACAAAACUUAAACUAUUAUAUUCUAUUUUAUACCGAAGAUUUAAAAAUUUCUUCAAAGUCGUCGUUGUGCAGCUAACAACAAAUCGCAGCUAAAAAAAUGUACAUAAACAAAUCAAUUCUCUCACCAACUACAAGUGUAUAUUGGUAAAAUUUAAAGCUAAUCAAACUCGUUAUCAUUUUGACGAAUAAAUUUCACAAAUGUUAAA
Molecule: messenger RNA, 1608 nt
Organism: Trichogramma pretiosum
Lineage: Eukaryota; Metazoa; Arthropoda; Insecta; Hymenoptera; Trichogrammatidae
Product: GILT-like protein 1
Exons: 2
Coding region: 561-1244 (227 amino acids)
Molecular function (GO): oxidoreductase activity, acting on a sulfur group of donors, disulfide as acceptor
Source: RefSeq, a predicted model, not a curated record